Rhinocladiella mackenziei CBS 650.93 is the source of this 1629-nucleotide messenger RNA. RefSeq lists its product as uncharacterized. Gene Ontology annotation, molecular function: CoA-ligase activity. NCBI's taxonomy places the organism in Eukaryota, Fungi, Ascomycota, Eurotiomycetes, Chaetothyriales, Herpotrichiellaceae. Gene Ontology annotation, biological process: secondary metabolic process. The coding region runs from base 1 to 1629 and encodes 542 amino acids. The transcript is spliced from 6 exons. The record is from RefSeq and is a predicted model, not a curated record.
AUGCUUUUCAGUCCACAGGUCGAGGUUCCGAUCUCUACGCAGGAUAUUGCGUCCUUCGUUCUAGACAACCCAAAGUAUGAUGUCGAUAAGCCGAUUUACAUCGACGCGCUUGAUCAAUCGCGAUGGUACUCCGGGCGAAAAGCGUAUACCGCAGUGCGACGGCUCGUGGCAGGUUUCCAUGCGUUGGGGUUGAAGCAAGGGGAUUGUGUGCUUAUAAACUCCAUGGCCGAUAUCGACUACUCGAUUCUUUUUCUCAGCAUCAUCGCCGCCGGAGGAAUCGUUUGUGGAUCGAAUCCAUAUUAUAGUGAAGCCGAAUCUCUUCACCAACUGAAGCAAGUCACGCCUAGGUUUAUUUUCACGGAGGCUGAAUUCCUGGAGAAGAUGCAAUCUUGUGCUGCAAAAUGUGAAAUUGGCUACAAUCGUAUAUUCAUCUUCGACCAUGGAGAUCCUACAAUUCCCGGAGGCUUUCGAUCGUGGAGACAACUUCUCGAAUAUGGAGACAGCGAUUGGGUUCGGUUCGCCGGCGACAAAACUUCUAGGCAUACCGUAGCUGCAUACGUGAUGAGCAGCGGUACCACCGGCCUUCCUAAAGCUGUUAUCCUAUCUCACCAUAACAUCGUGGCUGCAUUGACUCUAGGUUAUGAUCAAGAGAGGAAAGAUUUUGAGGUUCGGCGAAUCUUGUGUCUCCCCCAAUUUGCUACUGCCGCCAUAUAUUCCAAUCACUUUUGUCCUUUGCGUCAUGGAGAAGUCUGCUUCGUGAUGCGUCGAUAUGAGACGACAGCAUUCCUGCAGAAUAUUUCCAAAUUCAGCAUCACCGAGAUCAGUGUCCUGCCCCCAAUCCUAGUGCAAGUUCUUCAGAAUUCGCUUGCGACAAAAGAAACGCUGAAGAGUCUACGAUAUGUGCAUGGGGGAGGUGCGGCAAUGCCCAAAACCCUUGUGGAUAGGUUGAAAUCUUUGCUUCCGAAAGGCACCCCUUGCACUUCCAUCUGGGGGCUUUCUGAAGCGUCUGGCAUUGGGACAUGCUUCUUUUGGCCAGAGCAUGAUGAUACAGGCAGUAUUGGAAGGCUGUUACCCGGGUUAUCUGCCAAGCUGAUUGACGGGGAAGGAAAUGAUACGAGCGAGUUUAAUAUCAGAGGAGAGCUAUGUAUCAAAGGCCCGACAGUUAUGCUUGGCUAUCUUAAUGACGCUGGGUCGACGAACGCGACAAUAGAUCCGGAAGGUUGGUUGAGGACGGGCGAUAUCUGUUAUUGCGAUGCACAAACUAAAAAGUGGUACAUCGUCGACCGCAUAAAGGACUUGAUCAAGGUCAACGCAUUUCAGGUUGCACCUGCGGAACUUGAAGAAAUCCUACUCCAGCACCCGGAUAUCGCUGACGCGGCUGUGAUUGGCAUCGAUGUCCCAGAAGCUGCAACAGAGCUUCCGCGAGCAUACGUGGUGCCACACCAAUCCGUAGGCGCUGACUUGACCGAAGACAUGGUAAAAGCAUUCGUUGCCGCAAAGGUGGUCAAGUACAAACGGCUAGAGGGCGGCGUGAGGUUUGUUAGUAGCAUACCAAAAGCUGCCAGCGGAAAGAUCCUCAAAAAUCCACUCCGCGACUUGGUCAGAAAAGAAUCAAAGGCCAAGCUAUGA